AUGUGCUUCGUUAGACUAUACUGGGGGAAGCGGGAUGCUGUCCUUAACCUUCCCACAAAUUCCUCGCUCUCUGUGACCCUAUCACAGAGUUCUUUACGUGCAUACACCACUGCAUCGUGUUCCCCUACCUACCCCACCGAUGCUGGCGAUUCUUUGACCCUCAACUCGCAACCGCAGAAUAUAAAAGAUUCAAAGAGAACGCUUGCUUGCCUGUCAGAUUUACGAAGUCUCCGUCGAGAACUGGAGAAUGCAAACCCAUCUCUACCCAAACUCUCAGGUUUCCCUCUACGGAUUGUAUCGGAGAAUAACUUCCCGACCGCGGCUGGUCUUGCCAGCUCCGCGGCUGGUUUUGCUGCGUUGGUUCGCGCGGUUGCCAACCUUUACGAGUUGCCCCAAUCACCUAGCGAUCUCAGCCGCAUUGCACGCCAGGGCUCUGGUUCCGCAUGUCGCUCUAUGAUGGGCGGUUAUGUUGCAUGGCGUACGGGGGUCUUGGAAGAUGGUAGUGACAGCUUCGCAGAAGAGGUGGCUCCAGCAAGCCAUUGGCCUGAGAUGCGUGCCCUUAUCCUUGUCGUUUCUGAUGCGAAGAAAGAUGUUCCCAGCACGCAAGGAAUGCAGGCAACAGUCGCGACCUCCACUCUCUUCCGAACCCGUGCUGAAACAGUGGUGCCCGCACGGAUGGCUGCGAUCGAGUCCGCGAUUAAAAACAGGGAUUUUGCUUCCUUCGCCGAGAUCACCAUGAAAGACAGCAACAACUUCCAUGCCACCAAUCUUGACACCUGGCCACCUACGUUCUACCUCAAUGAUGUGUCUCGUGCUGCCAUCAGGCUGGUCCAUGAUAUCAAUCGCGCAGCUGGCGAGACUAUUUGCGCUUACACGUUCGAUGCCGGCCCAAAUGCCGUGAUAUAUUACUUAGAUAAAGACUCGGAGCAUGUCAUUGGGACAUUCAAGUCAAUUCUGAAGGCUGAGACUGAGGGUUGGGAUGACUCGAGGGCUGUCGCUGAGCUGAAGGGUGGUGUAAAUACCGUUAUUCUAACUGGCGUCGGCGGAGGGCCACAAAAAGUGGGCCAACACCUUGUCAGCGAAACUGGUGAAAUUUUGAAAGGAAGCCCCAAUUAA
Histoplasma mississippiense is the source of this 1116-nucleotide messenger RNA. RefSeq lists its product as hypothetical. The transcript has 3 exons. The coding region runs from base 1 to 1116 and encodes 371 amino acids. The record is from RefSeq and is a predicted model, not a curated record. Lineage: Eukaryota; Fungi; Ascomycota; Eurotiomycetes; Onygenales; Ajellomycetaceae. Gene Ontology annotation, molecular function: diphosphomevalonate decarboxylase activity; ATP binding. Gene Ontology annotation, cellular component: cytosol. Gene Ontology annotation, biological process: isoprenoid biosynthetic process; isopentenyl diphosphate biosynthetic process, mevalonate pathway.